Anneissia japonica is the source of this 2022-nucleotide messenger RNA. Its product is annotated as EEF1A lysine methyltransferase 1-like. The record is from RefSeq and is a predicted model, not a curated record. NCBI's taxonomy places the organism in Eukaryota, Metazoa, Echinodermata, Crinoidea, Comatulida, Comatulidae. Gene Ontology annotation, biological process: methylation. Gene Ontology annotation, molecular function: nucleic acid binding; protein-lysine N-methyltransferase activity.
CAGCUUUACAAGAAUUUUACCAAGAACAAAAUGAACUACGUGAAAUAGAUAUCCAGGAAGAUUGGCAAUUGUCACAGUUCUGGUAUGAUGAUCAAACGGCAGGAGCGCUUGCGAGCGAAGUUCUUGACGCUGCUGGCGUGAAUGGCAAAAUUGCUUGCUUGUGUACUCCGACACUCUUCAAAAAGUUGCGAAGCCUCCCAGAUUCCAAAACAACCAGUUGUACUGUCAAGUUGUUUGAAUUUGAUGAACGUUUUUCGACGUACGGUGAUGACUACAUAUUUUAUGACUACAACAAGCCAUUGGAAAUUGCUGCCGAUUUCGAAAGUGCAUUUGAUAUUGUUGUGGCAGACCCGCCGUUUUUAUCAGAAGCUUGUCAACAGAAAACAGCUGAGACAGUCAAGUUUAUUUGUAAAAAGAAAAUUAUAAUGUGCACAGGAGCUGUGAUGAAGGGUGUUUGCGGUAAUCUCCUAGGAUUGAAUGAGUGCCAUUUCAAGCCAAGACACACCAAUAACUUAGCAAAUGAAUUUAUAUGUAUGACCAACUAUACCACAAAAUAUCUCAACUCAAGCAGUUGAUGGUAGUUGUAAACUAAGAUAACCUGUUAUUAAAUUAAUUAAGGAUAUAUGUGGCACAGGCAAGCCAAAUCAUUGUUUUGUGAUUGUUGUGUCCGUAGUACAUGUUGUGUUUUGCUCUUGUUAAUUGUCUCGACAAUACCGUUGUAAGGCUGAUUUUUCAAAUAUUGUUCUUUAAACAGCUGUGUGUUUAAACACUUUUAACUUUCUAAUGAAACCAUUUUAUAGCGCUCAUUUUAGUGUUUAACCCUUUAUAAAGAACGAUUUUUGCAAAGGGUGACUGAUUUGGCUUUGUCAUUGCAACAUAUUUUGUCUGUGUUGAGCUAAUAGGCCUUGAGUACUGUAUACUUACAUGUAGUCCGAGCCAUUUUCCUGUCUCGAGUGAUGAUGGCCUUCCAGUGAGUCCUGUUCUUCAUCAUUGUUGGUAGGUCAGUUGCCUCCAGUCCAGUGUCCUUGCACAACACAUUAAUAUAGUUCAGGGUCUGAACUUAUCACAGUAGCGCCUUCGACACUGGUUCAUUCGAACUCCUAUGACGGUGGCCAGCAAAACUCUUGCGUCUCAUUCUGAUCUACUGUAUUUUGUAAUUGAUUUUAAAGCUUUUAGGGCAUGGCUGUUGGAAAAUGUAACUGAAGGAGCCAAUAUUUCCUUUUGAAAAAAAAGAGAAGCCCCACAGGGCUGAAUCCAUUUUUGAAGUACACAAAAUUUUAGCGAUCUCAUUAUAUAAAACCGGCUUGGCUGGCCUAAAGAAUACUCAGAAAUCAAAUACGCAUGUAUGCCAUAUUAUGUUUGACGUCUGGCCACUCUUUAUCGGGUUUAUUUUGAAACAGUGCUGCCAACGUCUUGCAAUUCACUGGGGGACUUUCAGCAACCUGUCCUAGCCUGGGCAGCUAGCUAGUGUCCAGUAGAGCGCCGCGCACACACUGGUAACUACGUAGCGUGAAGUGCGUAGGCCUCUGGAAGUCCACCAGUGUUAGUUGUCAGGUUAUCAGAAUUUUCAUUUCAAAUUUUUACGAAAAUGGUGUAUAGGCACUGACUCUUCCAGUUGGCUUAUUGCUGUUUUAAGCUGUUUCACCGUGUAAAUAGCUAAAUUUGCAGAUGACUCUGUUAGCUUUCCCGAAUGAGAACUACAAACUGUAGGCCAAAUGUACACAAUUGGCUCAUGUGCACAUCUUUCAAGAUGAGUAGGGGGUUACCCCGGUGUACUGGCCCAUACAGCCCCUGCAUGAACUCCUCCAGAUGAUGAGUAACUGAAAAAAAAUCUUUUUAAUUAAUAUAAUCUUCAUGUUUGGAGAGCCUCUCCAUAAGCUUUGACUUUUUAGGCUAUCCGCCAGGCAUGUGCUUGGCUUGGUGAAUUGUGUUUUUAGGUAUUUUCUUUUUACGUGUUUGUAUUCAUUUUGUUUAAAUUUUUUGGUAACUUGUAUGCCUGAGAAAUAAUAAAAUAAAUAAAUA